AUGGGUGUCACACGAACAAAAACCGUCAAGAACAAGCAUGCUGCCGCUCCCGGCGGUGCAAAGUCUUCCAAGCACUCCGCCGCCGAUGGCUUUGCCAAAUCCAAGAAGCCAAAGGGCACCCCGCCGUCCAAGCAGGUCAAGGACAAGGGUCGCGAGGCGCUUCUUCAGAAGUUCAAAAACCCUAAGAAGAAGAAGUACACGGAUGAGCAACUCGGAAUCCCAGCUCUCAACACUGUCACUCCCGUCGGUGUGGUGAAGCCCAAGGGCAAGAAGAAGGGCAAGGUUUUCGCUGAUGACCCGGAGAGUAUGAGCACCAUUAUGGCUCUUGUCCAGGCCGAAAAGGAUGGCCAAAUCGAGUCCAAGAUGAUCAAGCAGCGCAAGAUGGAGGAGAUUCGCGAAGCGCGCAAGGUCGAGGCCGAGAAGAAGGAGCAAGAGAGGAAUUCAAAGCUUGAGGACACCAAGAACUCUCUUCGGAAGUCAAGAAAGCGCAAGAGCACCGGCGAUGAGGACAACAUCAAGGAAUUCUCUACAGCGGGCACCAAGGCGGCCAAGGGCAAGGGCAAAAAGCAAGUGUCGUUCGCCUAG
This is a messenger RNA of Fusarium pseudograminearum CS3096, 585 nucleotides long. RefSeq lists its product as uncharacterized. Gene Ontology annotation, biological process: ribosomal large subunit biogenesis; intracellular mRNA localization. Gene Ontology annotation, molecular function: mRNA binding. Bases 1 to 585 code for a protein of 194 amino acids. The record is from RefSeq and is a predicted model, not a curated record. The transcript is spliced from 2 exons. Gene Ontology annotation, cellular component: nucleolus; preribosome, large subunit precursor. Lineage: Eukaryota; Fungi; Ascomycota; Sordariomycetes; Hypocreales; Nectriaceae.